GGUCUUUUUGAUUGAUUCGCCCCUUUUUUUCUUUUUUUUUUCUUUUUUUUCUUUCCCGCUUUUGCUCGCUUUCGUUUUUUUCCCUAACUUGUACAUAAUCAUCUUUCUAAGCACGCCAUGUCUGGAGCCAAGCGCCGCACGAACGAGAGCGACGACGGGUCGCACGCGGCCGAUGAGCAGCACUACUCGUCGCUGAACCCGAUGGCUGACCCCGCCGCGCACGACCCGACCGCCGAGAUGGGCGAGUUUGAGGACAUGUGGGAGGACGAAGAAGAGGAGAAUGUCAUUGAGGAGCAGGAGCAGCACCACGGCGGCAACAUGAUGGAGACGGACGACGGCGACGAUGACGAAGACGGAAUGGCGCUUCAGCAGGACGAGGACGAGGACGAGGACGACAACCGCCUGCCAGAGGUCUAUCUGCCUGGCGCGCCGCUGGAGGAAGGCGAAGUGCUCGAGGUCGACAACUCGGCUUACGACAUGCUCCACAUGGUCAACGUCGAGUGGCCAUGCUUGUCGUUUGACAUUAUCGAGCAGCCCAUUGCAGAGGGCGCAUCACUCAAGUUCCCGCUCACGGCCUACGCCAUCGCUGGCACACAGGCCGAGCGCCAACCUCGCGAUCGUCAAGAUCCAAACAAACUCGUGCUGUUGAAGAUGGCGCAGCUUCGACGAACCAUUCGCGAUGACGAAGAGGAAGAGGCCGACAUUGACGAUGCCGACUCUGACACUGAGGACGAUCCAGUGCUCGACAGUCGUACCAUUCCCCACGACGGUGUUGUCAACCGCCUCCGCGUCGCUCCUCAACACAACAACAUUGUCUGCACAUGGAGCAGCAACCGCAAGGUCCACAUUUGGAACGUUGCCACGCAGCUUUCCUCGUUCGACUCUGCCGUCGACCCCGAGGCUCUUGCAGCUCCAGUAGCACCCCUGUUUACCUUUUCGCGACACACCGACGAAGGCUAUUCGAUCGAUUGGUCUCCUCUUGUGGCUGGCCGAAUGGUGAGCGGAGACUGCGAUCGUAACAUUUUCUUGUGGAACCCGCUGCCGAGCGGUACUUGGAAGGUCGAGGACAAGCCCUUCCGUGGACACACCGCGUCCGUCGAGGAUUUGCAAUGGUCGCCGGCAGAGCAGACUGUGCUUGCGUCAUGCUCUGUCGAUCGCACGGUCAAGAUUUGGGAUACUCGCAACAAGGGCACUGCCGCAUUGUCGAUCAAUGCCCACAACUCUGAUGUUAACGUAAUUUCUUGGAGCCGACUGGUCCAGUAUUUGAUUGUUUCUGGCGACGAUGAAGGCGGUUUUAAGAUUUGGGAUUUGCGAAGUCCCGCACAGCCCGCUGCCGAGUUCAAGUGGCAUACUCAAGCAAUCACGUCUGUCGAGUGGCAUCCGUCGGAUGAAUCCGUUCUUGCUGUUGCAGGCGCGGACGACCAAGUUACUCUGUGGGAUUUGUCGGUGGAACGCGACAACGCUCAGGCUGUUGAAGAAAUCCAAAGCGUGCCUGCGCAGCUGCUGUUUAUUCAUCAAGGCCAACAAGAGCUUCGCGAGGUGCACUGGCACAAGCAGCAUCCUGGCGUGCUCAUGAGCACUGCUGGCUCUGGCAUCAACGUUUUCAAGACCAUUUCUGUUUGAGGCGGUCUUCAAGCAACCAGCUGCGCUUUUGCCACCACUCGAUUCGUUAAUAUCUGCGAGACAUUCGUUUUUUCCUAGCCCGAGACUGCAAUUGCUGUUUGUGCUCCAGACGAUUGUCUCCGCUAACCCCCAACCCCAACCCCUUCGGCGUGCCUGUCCUGUUUUGCCUGCCUGUCGUUAUUAACACCCUGUAUUAUGACAUUAUUACAUUUUUUUUCGAAAGA
Messenger RNA from Capsaspora owczarzaki ATCC 30864, 1847 nucleotides. RefSeq names its product WD repeat protein Rrb1. Lineage: Eukaryota; Filasterea; Ministeriida; Capsasporidae. The record is from RefSeq and is a predicted model, not a curated record. The transcript has 8 exons. Gene Ontology annotation, molecular function: protein binding. The coding region runs from base 118 to 1623 and encodes 501 amino acids.